AUGUUUAGACAGCUCUCACUGAAAACUAUAAAGAAGCUCAAGGCGCAGGAUGCUUCGAGUGGGAAGGCAACAGAACCGCUCAAAGCAGAUCCAACCGUGGAGGAUCAGAAAUGUUCUGCAGCAGGGGAGGUGACUAGAAGGGUUCUACAGAAGAUGAAGAGGAAAGAUCUGGAGCAGAGGUUGCCUGUCAGCACAGCAGCAGCAGCAGCAGCAGCACCGAACCCACAAGCCAUCACAGAAUGGGAACAUGGUGUGAAGGAGAGGAGAAAAACUGUUUCCAGUGUAAGAGAGUACGCUCGUGAACUCACCAUCGACACCAACACCCUGCACAAGAACCUGAGCGACGCCGACAGGAAGGUGACGGCGGUGAGAGAGGAGCGGCUGCUGCCCGACCACCCGCACAGGUUCGACGUGUACCUCCAGCUGCUGUGCGGCGCUGGUCUGACUGGUUUCUGCUACUGGGACUUCGAGUGGACCGGUUGGGUGGAGGUGUCGGUGAGUUACGCAGGAAUCGGCAGGAAAGGAAGCAGCGACCACUGCAGGUUCGGAUUUAAUGCCCAGUCCUGGGUUUUGGAGUGUUCCGACUCCGGACCCAGCCGAGGCUAUUCCGUCCGGCACGACAGCGGAAGGACGGCGCUGGCGCGUGGCUCCGUCUCGGGCAGAGCGGCCGUGUUCGUGGACUGUCCUGCCGGGACCGUGUCCUUCUACGAAGUGUCGUCUGACGAACUGACCCCCCUCCACACCUUCAGCACCACGUUCUCCGGACCCCUGUACCCGGGCUUCGGCCUGUUGUCUCCUGGUUCCUCUGUGUCGCUGAAAAGUAGCGGCGGCGCGUGAUGUUUACGUGAUUCCAGUUAAACAGAUAGAGAAUAGAGAGACGAUUUGAUUGACAGGUCCUGCUCUGUACUGAACAUUCUCCUCCUGUGGAAUGUUUUACAUUCUGCUGCGUUAUUGUCCCUUGUCCUUGAUCCAGAUUUGAGAAGUGCUCGUGUUCCUCCAUCCUCCACAAAUAACAGUCAGUCAGUCUGUCUCAGUUCAUCCUUUCACUUUGCUUCCAAAUGUCUUAAAUUGCAUUAAAAUAUACAACCUUGUAAUCUAAAAUAAACUUCUCCAAAGACUU
Betta splendens (Siamese fighting fish) is the source of this 1120-nucleotide messenger RNA. Its product is annotated as stonustoxin subunit alpha-like. The record is from RefSeq and is a predicted model, not a curated record. Lineage: Eukaryota; Metazoa; Chordata; Actinopteri; Anabantiformes; Osphronemidae. The transcript has 4 exons. The coding region runs from base 1 to 837 and encodes 278 amino acids.